AUCGCGGUAGUAGCUUUUAUUUUAUUUUGCUGGGAAGGAAUGGCGAUGGCGCCCGACCAGCAGGCGCUUCCGCCAGGACUGGAGAAUGUGUUCCAGCAGUCCUAUGUCUCGGAUCUACUCUCCUAUCCGCUGGAUCGCCUCCACAAGGAACCGGAGCUCCUGCGGGUCGAUGCCGAGCGGAUCUCUCGCCAGAUGCAAGAGGUCGCGGUGGGGCAUUAUCGAGCAUUCAUCACGGCGGCUGAAUCGCUCCAGUUCAUCACCAAGGAAGUGGCUAGUAUCGAUCAGCAUGUGGAAUCCCUGAUUGCAGAGAUUCCUAAGCUGACCGCCGGCUGCAAUGAAUUCAUGGAUUCGGCUCAGCAAAUUCUUGAGAAACGCAAGCUUAACAGGACAUUGCUUGCGAACCAUAGUACUCUGCUGGAUUUACUUGAGAUCCCUCAGCUGAUGGAUACGUGUGUGCGGAAUGGUAACUAUGACGAGGCUCUUGAUCUUGAGGCGUUCGUGGCAAAGCUCGCCACCAUGCAUAUGAGACUACCAGUCAUCCAGUCUCUCGUAGCGGAUGUGAGACAAAACACGCAGUCUCUUCUUGCACAGCUCCUCCAGAGGUUGCGGUCCAAUAUUCAGGUUCCGGAGUGCCUCAGAAUAAUAGGAUAUCUACGUAGACUGGGAGUUUUCCACGACAUUGAGCUGCGGUUGCAAUUUUUAAAAUGUAGGGAGGCCUGGCUUGCUGGCCUUCUCGACGAUUUGGACCAAGGCAGUCCUUACAUGUAUUUGAAGAGCAUGACCGAGUGCCAUCGUGUGAACAUUCACGAUGUUGUCACUCAAUAUCGUGCUAUUUUUUCAGAUGACACUUCUGAGCCCUCGGAUGGUGGCCUCCUGUUUAGCUGGGCAACACAUCGCAUAACCUGCCUGUUGGACACACUGCGCGAGUUGCUUCCCAAAGUCACCGAGGGUGCAUCCUUGGCUCUUAUUUUAGACUUGUGCAUGUACUGCGGGGUGAGUCUUGGCCGGGUGGGUCUCGACUUUAGAGGUCUUUUGCCACCAAUUUUUGAAUCGUGCGUGUAUGACUUAUUUGUGCGGAACUUGUCGAUAGCGUUGCAAAACUUCCAGCACAUGCUCGAUUCCCACCGCUGGGUUCCUUUGCCUUCAGUUAGAUUGUCCAGCAGAGAUUCCGAGGACAAGAACGCCCCUCCUCAGUCUCUCAUCGAACAUCCACCUCUAGCCGUGUUUGUCAACGGCAUUCUGGCAGCUCUUAACGAACUAAGGCUGUGUGCUCCUGUGAGCUUGUCAAACAGGCUAGCGCUCGAGUUCCAGAAAGCACUGUGCAGUGUCUCGGAUUCCCUGCUGCGCUACUCCUCGACGCGGAUUCUCAAGGACAGCGAAGCGAAUCUCUUCAUGUCCUCGUGCCGUGCGUACUUGGAGGUAGCUUCUCCAUACUGUGUCGCGUGUUUCAGUCGCUGCUAUCCAUCCGCAAUCACUGACACGAAAGCCAGUAACAACGGUCUCCGGAAGCUAGUUUCAUCGAUGCCGGCCGAGAACGGAUCUCCAGCGAGACUCCGAAGUGUUCCUGAAGUCGUGGAGAACAUAAUCACCACUUCAGCAAAUGGUAACUGAAACGACAGCGCCGUUUUCUGGCUAGCGUGGAUGGGGAUUAUAAAGAAGCUAAUUAUGGCAUGCAAUUCGUAAAAGGGUGGAUUUUACAUGGAUUUCACUCACACUACGUGUAUGCCUGCUAUUGGUCCAUGUGUAUUAUGAGUGAAAAAAACACAAGCAUAGAAUAUUUUACAAAUAUCCAAUCCUUAUGCCCCGGAUGGGGCAUCAUGCCCAUA
Molecule: messenger RNA, 1826 nt
Organism: Selaginella moellendorffii
Lineage: Eukaryota; Viridiplantae; Streptophyta; Lycopodiopsida; Selaginellales; Selaginellaceae
Product: conserved oligomeric Golgi complex subunit 8
Exons: 12
Coding region: 40-1611 (523 amino acids)
Biological process (GO): intra-Golgi vesicle-mediated transport
Cellular component (GO): COG complex
Source: RefSeq, a predicted model, not a curated record